Capra hircus (goat) is the source of this 1406-nucleotide messenger RNA. RefSeq names its product protein FRA10AC1. Bases 314 to 1261 code for a protein of 315 amino acids. Gene Ontology annotation, biological process: dephosphorylation. Gene Ontology annotation, molecular function: phosphatase activity. The record is from RefSeq and is a predicted model, not a curated record. The transcript is spliced from 15 exons. NCBI's taxonomy places the organism in Eukaryota, Metazoa, Chordata, Mammalia, Artiodactyla, Bovidae.
GUGAAACACGCAGCCGAGCCGAGCCGGAAGCAGCGACCAGUCGGGACCCGUAGGGAGAGGCGGGAAGCGGCGGCGGCGUUGGCGCUGACUGUGGUGGCUGUUGUGGAGAGGCUUCACCGCAGGGGCGACGCGGCUGGCGCUGCAGCGGCUCGCUCAGGCCGUGGGUUGUCGCUGCAGACGUGGGCAAAAGAGGGAACGACGACUCAGCGAGCGCACUUGACAGAGCAAGGAGGAGGGGAAGGGAUUUUGGAGACACCCCGCGUCUUCCUUCUCGAAUUUCUCUCGGUCCUUGUCAGUUGACUCGUAGCCUAAAAUGCAUGGUCACGGAGGCUAUGACUCUGAUUUUAGUGAUGACGAACACUGUGGAGAAUCUAACAAAAGGAAAAAAAGGACAGUUGAAGAUGAUUUACUACUUAAAAAGCCAUUUCAGAAAGAAAAACAUGGAAAGGUGGUUCAUAAACAAGUUGCAGCAGAAUUGCUGGAUAGGGAAGAAGCAAAAAAUAGAAGGUUUCAUCUCAUAGCUAUGGAUGCUUAUCAAAGGCAUACAAAGUUUGUAAAUGACUAUAUUUUAUAUUAUGGUGGCAAAAAAGAAGACUUCAGACGAUUGGGGGAAAAUGAUAAGACAGACAUGGAUGUUAUACGAGAAAAUCAUAGAUUCCUAUGGAAUGAGGAGGAUGAAAUGGACAUGAAUUGGGAGAAGAGACUUGCAAAGAAAUACUAUGAUAAGUUAUUCAAGGAAUACUGCAUAGCAGAUCUCAGCAGAUACAAAGAAAAUAAGUUUGGAUUUAGGUGGCGAGUAGAAAAAGAAGUAAUUUCAGGAAAAGGCCAGUUUUGCUGUGGAAAUAAAUGUUGUGAUGAAAAAGAAGGCUUAAAGAGUUGGGAAGUUAAUUUUGGUUAUACUGAGCAUGGUGAAAAAAGAAAUGCACUUGUUAAAUUAAGAUUAUGCCAAGAAUGUUCCUUUAAAUUAAAUUUUCAUCACAGGAGGAAAGAAGUCAAGUCAAAAAAAAGAAAAGAUAAAGCCAAAAAAGAUUCCGAAGAGUCAACACACAAAAAAUCCAGAUUAUCUUCUGCAGAAGAGACCUCUAAGACAAAGGAUAAAGCGCAUUCAUCCUCAGUGAAAUCAGAAAGUUCUGUCAACAGAAACUCUGAUGAGGAAGAAAGUGCUUCAGAGUCUGAACUUUGGAAGGGCCCACUACCAGAGACAGAUGAAAAAUCACAGGAAGAAGAAUUUGAUGAAUAUUUUCAAGAUUUAUUUCUGUGAGAUGAAAGAGGGAUGCCUACAUUCCUUAAUGUGAAGUAUACUUUGAAAUUCUUCACAAAAGUUUUGUCUACAAGUUGCAACUUGAAUGUUUGUCUUUGGAAAUAAAAGAUCCAUCUAGGAUGGAUUGUCAGAUGCUUUGAAAGUA